AUGGAAGAAAAAAUGGAGAAAAUAGUAGUGGACCCUGAUUUCUACUCCAUGGUCACUGGCUACGAUAUGGACGACCUUCAGUCGGACACCACCUCUAUCGCAUCCGCGAUUGCGAGGGGACGGCUGGAGAACGGCCGAAGAUACCAAGCCAUCAAAGAAGACGACUAUUGGGGUCCUUCUGACGAGCAGCAAUUCGAGGCAUUUGAGAUUGGCCAUAUGGUGUUUCUCGUGCUAGAUCACGAGCAGCCAAAUCCUCUAUUCCGCGCCCCUAUUGGAAAAUCGCCCAAGAAUAUUUUAGACAUCGGAACUGGCCAGGGGAGUUGGGCAAUUGAUGUUGCCGAUCGAUAUCCCUCAGCCACCGUCCGCGGAGUGGAUAUCUUCCCCCCGCCUGUGUUAUGGAUGCCCCCGAACUGCAUCUUCGAGGUGGAUGAUGUGCUUCGCGAAUGGACAUGGAGAGAACCAUUUGACUUUAUCCAUAUGCGCCUAUUGUAUGGCGCAUUCGCUCCCGAUGGAUGGGAUACACUAUACAAACAGGCUUACGAUGCUCUAGAGCCUGGUGGCUGGAUUGAACAAAUGGAAUUAGACGUACGAGUCUACAGCGAUGACGGUAGCUUGAAAAAAGAACACCAACUAUAUGGGUGGGGCGACAUGUUUAUUAGAUGCUCUGAGCGAGCUGGACGAUCACUUAGAACCCAUGAAACAAUGCGCAGCGCAAUUGAGAAAGCGGGUUUCGUGGAUGUGCAUGAGGAAAAGUACAAGAUCCCCCUAGGACCGUGGCCUAGGGAUACUACACUGAAGGAGGCCGGACACAUCCAGUAUGCUCAUUGGAAUGCCGCUCUAGAAGGUUGGGCGAUGUGGCUUCUCACUCACUUUGGGGAGCCAGUGCCGUGGAAAAAGGAGGAAGUGCAUGUGUUCCUCGCUAAAGUGCGUGCCGAGCUGAAAAACCCGCAUAUUCACGCUUAUGAACCUGCGAACCGCGUGUGGGCAAGAAAGCCUACCAAGGAAGAAUUGAAAGCAAGAGAGGCAAUCAUCAAGAUUGAAACAUCGCCGUAA
Molecule: messenger RNA, 1053 nt
Organism: Penicillium vulpinum
Lineage: Eukaryota; Fungi; Ascomycota; Eurotiomycetes; Eurotiales; Aspergillaceae
Product: class I SAM-dependent methyltransferase
Exons: 11
Coding region: 1-1053 (350 amino acids)
Molecular function (GO): methyltransferase activity
Source: RefSeq, a predicted model, not a curated record